GAUGUCCGAAGAGGGCAACAUCAUGGUUUUCUUUUGGGUCCGUAGCCAUUCUGGCUCAAGACAAGGGGUGAAUCAUGGGUUCUGGCCAUGGGUGCUGCAGCGUUCUGGCCAUGGGUGCUGCAGCGUCGGUUGAAGAUAAUGAAAUUCGCAGAUAUGUCAAGCGUAGGGGGGAUGAGCGUGUAUUAGCGUUGGACUUAUUGAAGGCGCAUCCGCAGGCGCCUUGUUCGCGUCCACUAGUUGCUCGCUUGAUUAUCGGCCGUAUGUUCAAACUGUUGGAGGAAGAUGACGAGAAAGUGGGCGCAUUGUGCGAGGAGUUCAAAGCGUCCCAUGGACAAGAUGACAAAUCACAGCAUGACUUUGCAAAGAAAUGGUUCAACACGGUAUACCAAGAUAUCUUAGGUUCGCAAUUGGAACGAGAUGCGUUGAUGGCGUUUUUGGAAGGUUUCUUUCUCGUGAAAGGCGAGCGUGGUUUUGAGCUCACGCCGGAUACGCUACAAGAAGAUGUGAUGCCAUACCAGGGAAGCAGAUUCUUUGCCUAUUUCGUCUGCUUCGUCAUGGACGAGUUCACGCGCUUGCGAAAACUAUGGGAGGAAGCGACAGUGGCAAGCCCUGAAACCAUUGUGAGCCUGUACACGAGUCCGCCCGCAGUGAGAAAUGGCGUCAUUGAAUCAGAUGCUGACCAAGAAAUCCAACCGAACGGUGAGCCCCUGUCGUUGAAGAAGCGCACUCUUGUUAUAGCUGAUGCCGCAACUAUUACCCUCGACCACUUCAAGCUGGGUAAAUAUGCUGUAGACGUGCGUGUAGAGAACCGUGCUACAGUGAAAGGGUACUUGACCGAUUGCCAUUACCAUCCUCGCGGUUUUGGCACUGAUCCUGUACCGUUGGCCACGCAAUUCGAAUGGAUGAAGGCAAAGCAGGUGUUGUUCACGACUUUGCUCGGCAUAGGGCAAAGGCUUCCUGAAGCAGCCCGUGUCCGAUAUUACAAGGCGGACGCAGCCACUCGGCUGAAAGAUCGUAAAUUCGCCGUCCGACCAUCGCCGAUUAAUGACAUGUCCAACGCUCAAGAUUAUUACCGAGAUUAUCACAACAAGCAUAUCCAACAAGAUAUACAUUUGGUAAUGAGCUAUUCCUUCUUCGACCUGAAGAGUGACCACCCAGGGCAGAAUGUGUUCAAUUUGCGCCAGGUUGACCAGGACUUCCCAGAUUUGUUCUCCGCGGCAGGGGAACUAAACAUCCAGAAGCAGGCCCUUCACAACAACGACAGAGGCAACCUGGAGGAUCUCAACGAGGAAAAGGUCACCGCGCUCCGCAACGUGUUCGCCCACCUCGAGGCACGGGACGCGCCAGCCCUGAUCCACUGCGACAUCGGCUGCGACGAGAAGAACGAGAUCACAAAGAAGGAGUCCGUUCGCAUCAAGAAAUCGAUUGGCGCGGCGGGUGCGUUCUGUUGCAGUGACUGCGGCGGCGAGGCGCAGGGCGAUGUGACCGCGCCGGCUACAGGUGCACUUCGCAGCCUCGCGAAGGCGAGAUCCGUACUUCUGAAGACGGACAUGCUGAAGAGGAAAACAUCGGACACGUCGAACCCCGACACAGCCACGCUAUCCACGCCUGCUGUUUCGCGUUUCAAGUACGCUGGCAUAAUGGAUUCGUUUUGCUCCUCUUUCACCGCCAACAAGAUCAUCUGGGCACAUUUGGGUGGUCUGUCGCUUGAGUUGAUUAAACAAGAUGUUAGGCAGCACACUGCCUUCUUGCGUCAAUUCUUGCGCAAACACCCGCACGUGUGGGUCGAUGUUAGUUGGGAUGUGAUCUACAAGUGCUAUUUCGAUGAUUACGCUGACAUGAUCGGAGAAAGCGAGGACAGCGAUGAAGAUGCACCUCCAGAAGUCAAGCAGUUGCGGCAAGAGUUUGCAAAGAACGUCGUGGAGACAUAUGUCGCCUUGUUCAACGAGUUCCCGCAUCGUUUCUUGUCUGGCACGGAUUUGGUCUGCACGCAGGAGAACGUGACAUUCGAUGUUUACGCGCAAGCUCUAAAGGAUACGGGCUUCAUAUUCAUGCUCAAGGAAGGACUUUCCGAAGAAGCAUUCAAUGGCAUUGUUCUGGGCCAGAACUAUUUGAAUGUGCAUGCCGAUCUCGAUCUGGUCUACCAAGCUCCAAAAUUAUUUUAACACGCUGGAUCAGCACAUUCUAGAUUCCCGUGCUAUAGCCUCUGUGAAGCUCUAGCUGCAACGAGAGCUCACGUGAGCGUUUGAUCAGGCAUGCCAGAUACCGCGCGCUGGAGGGCGAUCUAACAUACGCGCAGGUGUGGCGCACACCUCGCUGGCCGCACGCAGCAUGAGAGAUGCAGCAAGCCGCUGGCCACGCCGCGAGCCCCCUCGGCAGCGCGGGGGUGGUGCCGACGGGGAGGGG
Messenger RNA from Prorocentrum cordatum, 2406 nucleotides. The record is from the annotation of a GenBank genome assembly. NCBI's taxonomy places the organism in Eukaryota, Dinophyceae, Prorocentrales, Prorocentraceae.